AUGACAGAAACGACUAUUAUUUCUGUUCCUGACAUUGACGAUAAUGAUGAAGAUCUUAUUCAUACAAAAACUUUUUUUCGACGUCAUUCAAAAGGUCCUGUUAUGUUUAAUGGAUGUUCACCAUCAGGUGAUGUUAUUAUUAUUGAUAAUAUAAGUACAAAGAAAAAAUAUGAUUUAACUGGUUGGUAUAUUGAACGACAAACAGAUACAUACCCAAUACUUCGAUAUAGAUUUACAGAUCACUUUGUAAUUCUACCAUUAACAACAAUAGAAUUAUGGUCGAGUACAGCAACACCAGUUCCUAUACCACUUGAAACUCAAGAACAACAACAACAAUCAUUUGUUUGUAUUACAACGAAAUUAUUAACAUGGAAUAAUGCUCGACAAUGGAGUAUUACUCGACUUUAUGAUAAUAAAGGACAUGAAAAAGCUGUUUUCUCACAUCAAACAUUACCAGCAAAAGAUAAAGAAAAACUAGAAUAA
Rotaria sp. Silwood2 is the source of this 483-nucleotide messenger RNA. Lineage: Eukaryota; Metazoa; Rotifera; Eurotatoria; Philodinida; Philodinidae. The record is from the annotation of a GenBank genome assembly.